AGAUGAAAACAUAGUAAUACAAGUAAUGAAAGUGAAAUCCUGCUGGUAGGUGAUAGAAAUGUGCAUGCUCAAGAAUUCUGUUAUUCUGUACAAAUAGAAGAAGAAAAUGGUUAUCAACCAAGACAUAUUCGAUCACUUUUAGGCGCUAUUUUAAUUUUAGAGUCAUGUUUAUGGUUUGGGGACAAUUGAAAAUAAACAUUAAGAAGAUUAUUAUUGAUUUUUAUCUGUUGUGUAAUUGAUGACGACACUAUACUAUAACGAGUUAUCUACAAAAAUAAAUCUGCUUUAAUCAAACCUUUCUCAGGAUAUGGCUUCUUUUGAAUGUGGAAAACAAAUUAAGAGGGAGGUCCAAUCUGUUGAUGAUGAAGUUCUUUUUCAAAAACAUGACGUAAAAUCUGAAUAUGGAAGAAAAGGUGAUGCUAACAUGCCUAUCAACGAUUUGGAAGAAAAUGAUAAAUUAAAAGUGACUAUGCUUAUAGAUAAAUUUGAUCCAGAAAAAAUCAAAAUCGAAGAAAAUUUUUUUAUUCCUCGCCUUGAUCUCAAAUCUGAAAAGUGUGAGAAUACAAUAAUUGAAGAUUUGAAUUUGAAAGCUUGUGAAGAAGAAUUAUUCAGCUAUGAAAAUGGGUACAGUAAUAGUUGGCAAAACCAUAAUGAGGCGCAUGCCAUACUACUUCAAAAUGUGACUGAGGAUUUAAAACCUGUUGGUUUAACUGCAGAUACUGGAAACGUCUUUGUUGAAACAGAGAAGGAAACUUUUAUUGUGAAGAAGGAAGAGAUUUUCAAUGAAAAUAUUCCAUCAGCUCCAGAUGAAAUGAAGUUUGCUGUUGAAGAUGACCAUGUUGUUAAACCUGAGAUGGAACCAACAACAGAGAGGAUUAAUGAACUAUACAAUUCUGCAGACUGUUCAAAUUUAAAAAUUAGUCAAAAAUUGCAUAGUGGAGAAAAUUCAUUUCAGUGUAAAAUAUGUUCGAAAUCAUUUGCUAAAGCUGGUUCUUUAAAGUACCAUGAAAAAGUGCAUACUGGAGAAAAACCAUUUCAAUGUCAAAUUUGCUCAAAAUCGUUCAGUCAAAGUCAUAAUUUGAAAUACCAUGAAAAAAUUCAUUCUGGAGAAAAACCCUUUCAGUGUAAAAUAUGCUCAAAGUCUUUCAUUCGAAAUAGUGAAUUAAUUAAACAUGAAAAAACUCAUUCUGGUGAAAGACCGUUUCAGUGUCAAAUAUGCCCAAAGUCAUUCAUUCAAAAUAGUGAAUUAAUUAUACAUGGAAGAACUCAUUCUGGUGAAAAACCGUUUCGGUGUCAAAUAUGCUCAAAAUCAUUUAGUCGAAGUAAUAAAUUGAAAUGCCAUGAAAAAAUUCAUACUGGGGAAAAACGUUUUCCCUGUAAAAUAUGCUCUAAGUCAUUUAUACAGAAUGAUGUAUUAAUUAGACAUGAGAAAACUCAUUCUGGUAAGAAACCAUUUCAGUGUCAAAUUUGCUCAAAAUCGUUCAGUCGAAGUGAUAAUUUGAAACACCAUAAAAAAAUUCAUACUGGGGAAAAACCAUUUCAGUGUGAAAUGUGCUCAAAGUCAUUCAUGCGAAGAACUCAAUUAAAAAAUCAUGAAACCAUUCAUACUACAGACAAAACACUUCACUGAGAAAUCUACUUAAAAUCGUUCAGUGGAAAUUGCCAUGUGAAGUCUCAUAAAAAAAUUCAUACAAAGGCCAUUUCAUUUUGAAAUUUACUCAACAAUAGUUAUAGUCAUAGAUUUUCAAAACUAUAGUUGUUAACAUUGAAAUAUUCUUACUUGAAAA
Leptinotarsa decemlineata (Colorado potato beetle) is the source of this 1787-nucleotide messenger RNA. RefSeq lists its product as uncharacterized. The record is from RefSeq and is a predicted model, not a curated record. Gene Ontology annotation, biological process: regulation of transcription by RNA polymerase II. Gene Ontology annotation, cellular component: nucleus. NCBI's taxonomy places the organism in Eukaryota, Metazoa, Arthropoda, Insecta, Coleoptera, Chrysomelidae. Gene Ontology annotation, molecular function: DNA-binding transcription factor activity, RNA polymerase II-specific.